This is a messenger RNA of Panicum hallii, 1969 nucleotides long. Its product is annotated as peroxisomal 2,4-dienoyl-CoA reductase-like. Lineage: Eukaryota; Viridiplantae; Streptophyta; Magnoliopsida; Poales; Poaceae. Bases 148 to 1758 code for a protein of 536 amino acids. The record is from RefSeq and is a predicted model, not a curated record. Gene Ontology annotation, molecular function: 2,4-dienoyl-CoA reductase (NADPH) activity. The transcript has 7 exons. Gene Ontology annotation, biological process: fatty acid catabolic process.
AUCGUCUUCCCAUCCACGAAUCGAAACGCCGUCUUGCUUUGUCCAAAACAAGGCCACGCCACGCGAUCCACCAGCCAGCCAACUGCCACACGGCUACACCGUCUUCCCCAUCUGCGUCGGCGUCGCCCCCAAGGACUCAGGCGAGAGAUGGAAUCGCCGUUCCGGCCGGACGUGCUGAGGGACAAGGCGGCGCUGGUCACGGGCGGGGGCUCCGGCAUCGGAUUCGAGAUCGCCACCCAGCUCGCGCGCCACGGCGCGCAGGUCGCCCUCAUGGGCCGCCGCCGCGAGGUCCUCGACAAGGCCGUCGCCGCGCUCCGGUCCGAGGGCCUCAGGGCUGUUGGUUUCGAUGGAGAUGUCCGCAAGCAAGAGGAUGCUGCCAGGGUGCUUGCAGCAACCGUUGAGCAUUUCAGCAAGCUGGACAUCCUCGUCAACGGUGCAGCCGGCAACUUCCUUGCUUCCCCGGAGGAUUUGAAGCCCAAGGGAUUCCGAACCGUUCUUGACAUUGAUACUGUGGGUACAUACACAAUGUGUUAUGAAGCCAUGAAGUAUCUCAAAAAGGGCGGACCAGGGAGAGGGCCAUCCUCUGGUGGUCUCAUCAUUAACAUAAGUGCCACCCUGCACUACACUGCUGCCUGGUACCAAAUUCAUGUCUCUGCUGCUAAGGCAGGUGUGGAUAGUAUCACCAGAUCAUUAGCUCUGGAAUGGGGAGCAGAUUAUGACAUUAGAGUCAACGGAAUUGCACCAGGACCGAUUCAAGACACUCCAGGAAUGAGGAAGCUUGCACCUGAGGAAAUGAGCAAGGGGCGUCGAGAAAUGACACCAUUAUUUAAGCUUGGAGAGAAAUGGGACAUAGCAAUGGCCGCACUCUAUCUGGCUUCUGAUGCAGGAAAAUAUGUCAAUGGGGCUACAAUUAUUGUUGAUGGAGGCCUUUGGUUAAGUCGUCCUCGCCAUAUUCCCAAGGAGGAAGUGAAGGCGCUCUCUAAGGUUGUCGAGAAGAAGGAGCUAGCGGCCGGCAGCGGCAUUCGGGGGAAGACCAACCGAGCGGGAGGGAAAGACCAACCGGGCAACUCUUAUGAUAAUAACAUGAUUGAUCUUUGGAGAUUUCCCGGCGACGGCACGAUGCGCUGGCAGCCUUUCUCCCGGCACGACGGCUUCUUCGCCUCCCUCCAGCGGGUGGAAGACAGGCUGGGCUCGGAGCAGCAUCAGGAGCAGAGGCAGAACCCAGCGCCGCCGCCGGCGGCGAAGGCACCGGCAAUAGCAUGCCAACCCGAACCGGCGUCAUUCUCGGACGCCAUGACGACCGCGUCCCCGCUCCUCCUCCUCGACCCAGCGCGGCCGCGAGCCGCGACAGCAGCUGCCCGGCGGCCGGCGCUUGACUUCCUCACCAUCCUCACCAACAGGACCAGCGCGUCCAGCAGGAAGACGACGGCGGCGGCGGCGGAGGUGUCGAGAAGAACAUCGCGCGGAUCAUGGAGCUGCUGGGCCUGUCGCCGCCGCCACCGGACGGCGAUGGCAGCACGGGCGGGUGCGACUGCAGCGGCGCGGACGGGUCCCUGGCCGGCCAAGGUCGUCGGCGUGGCCGGCCCCAAGUUCGACGGGAGGAGCGGCGGCGGGUGCCGGGUCAGCCGGUCACGAAGCCCGCGAGGCUGGCGCACCUACUGCUCGCCAGGGCGCCUCCAGCGACGCGGCGGCCGUCGCAUCCCCGGCCACCGUGGAGGACUUCCUCGACCGCGAUCCAAAACAGGGGAAUAUGUGUAAAAUAUCGAUCCGAGUUUUUGCAAUAUACCCCCUGAUUCGGAUCGCGAUGGGUAUAUAUAUAAAAUGCCGAUCCGUAUUUUUACGUUAUACCCUCUAAUUUGGAGCGCAAUUAAUAAUCGCGAUCCAAAAUAGGGUUAUAUAUGUAAGUGACAAUUCGAUUUUUGCAAUAUACCUUCUAAUUUGGAUCGCGAUUAAUAAUCGCGAUAAAAAA